This is a messenger RNA of Anopheles funestus (African malaria mosquito), 1955 nucleotides long. RefSeq lists its product as uncharacterized. The transcript is spliced from 5 exons. Gene Ontology annotation, biological process: intracellular copper ion homeostasis; copper ion transmembrane transport. Bases 592 to 1179 code for a protein of 195 amino acids. The record is from RefSeq and is a predicted model, not a curated record. NCBI's taxonomy places the organism in Eukaryota, Metazoa, Arthropoda, Insecta, Diptera, Culicidae. Gene Ontology annotation, molecular function: copper ion transmembrane transporter activity. Gene Ontology annotation, cellular component: plasma membrane.
GCAAUCUUGUUUUGGUUCGGACGGAUUGGUUUGCUUUCAACUCCCACCAACACACAGUACUAAAGAUUACCUCACUAGCAAAACACUGCUGUGCGUACACGAUUGUGUUUUUUUGUUUGCUGUUUUACACAAUACCUCACGCGUAUACAAAACUGUUCCACUGUGUGCGCUGCACACGGGAACGUUCCGUACACAGCUGCAUUUCGUGUUGUUUCCAUUCCGUCGUAGCGUACACAAAUGUAAAGCUGUGCGAUUUGGUGUCGCGAAUGUGCUGCAUCAGCAGAUAGGAAGAAGCUGGCUGAGCGGUAACUGUCGCCGUGUAAUUAUUGUGGCGCAUGGAAUGAGGGAACAAUAUUACUGAUUGUCUGUGGGACGUACGCCUUGACGCUUUUGCCACAAGUGCUCUUUUGUGUCACGAUUAGCGGAUGAGCAGUAGCGAAACUUCACAUCCGCCCACGGACGGUGCUUCUUUUGGGAGGAUCUAAAUUUUGACAAGGAAUCCACACAGGCGUUCCUCCACACCCGUAGGUUAUAGCAUCUCCUAUAAGUAACCACCGAACAGCAGCAGCACAGUACAAAACCCAUCGCACCAUGAUGCACAUGUCGUUCUGGUGGGGUUCCGACGUGGGCGAUGUGUUCUUCUCCGGUCUGACCGUUAAUGGGACCGGCCCAAUGGUAGCACUUUGUCUCACGCUAACAGCACUGUCCGUUGCCUACGAAGGGCUAAAGAUCCACGGUGCAAAGGUACGCGCACGGACAGCAAGAGAACGGGUACGGUCCGGAUCCUGCCCUCCAAGCGAAAGUGCCACCCUGCUAUCCCUGGAAGGUAGCGUCAGCAAUGGUCCACUGAUCGGUAGCACUUUGUCACGCCGUGUACGGCAGCUGCUUGCGGAAGCCAUUACCUUUCUGUUUCACAGCAUGCUUGGUUAUGCGCUAAUGCUGACGGUGAUGGUUUACAACGGCUAUCUGUUUAUUGCCGUGGUCGGUGGUAUGGGACUCGGGUACUUCCUGUUCGGUCAUCUUUCGAUGAAGGUGAACAUGGAGAACAUUCAGGCACAACAGACGAAAAUGAUCUGCACUACGCGCUGUCUAGAGCAAGCCGAAAGCUGCGCAAUGAGUCAUUCGACGCCCUGUCCAACCGGUCGCACUACCCGCUCUAAUUAUCAAACUCUGACCUAAUUUCUCACCUGCCGUCUCAUACCAAGAAACACAUCCCUUUUUCCAUCUCUUCCUGUAAGAUAAACCCGUUUCUGUUUGUUCUUUUGUCGUUUUCGAUAUUUUUUUAAGGUUUGCAUUUUGCUUACAUUUAGUUUUUGUUUUGUGUUUUUUAUAUAUUUCUUUCUUUUGCCUGAUUUUGUCACUACUCCGUUCUAGAAUCGGUAAACCCUUCUGCAUCGACCAGUCUCGAGCAUUAUCCACGUAGCCCGUCGGUCGGUCCCGAUGCACAUGCACAUGGUUCUGGAUGUCAUUAAUACAGACAGCACACGGACAGCAUCGCGCAAGCCCUACCCGACCCACGUUACCACUUCCAUCUUUUGUUCGCGUUUUGGGAUGGCGGUGACAAAGCAAAAAAAAAAACGCGCUUCCAAACGCCCAAAAGCAUGCACAACAAAUCGCAUCGAAACUGUGAUCUUUUAGCGUUUUCCCCAUCCCCUUUUUGCUCCGGUGCUUGGAGGCACGGUUCGAGGUGUGCGUAUCGAUUAGCUAUUGAUUUAAGGAAGGUGCCAAGAUUACCAUUUCAAACCUAUGGACAAUAUUUAAGGAAAAGUGGGCGCAUGUCGGUAUAUGACUGUAACGUUGAACCACAUCAACCGCUUCCGGCUUUCAUAUUCAAUUGAUUUGUGAUAUUUUUCAAUUCGUUGUUGGUUGUUUUUACAAAGCAAAAGUGUGUGUUUUUUUUAUUACUGGAAAAGUAUAAUACUUUCACAAUAAAUCAAGAAUGUAUUAAAGAUAAA